CACUGAGAGGUGGCACGGAUUGGCAGCACUAAUAGGUGGCACUGACUGGCAUUGAUAGGUGGCACUGACAGGUGACACUGAAAGGCAGCUCAGAUGAGCACGGAUAUGUGGCAUUGAUGUGCACUGGUAGGCACUGAUAUGUGGAAUUGACGUAGCACUGAUGAGCACUGACAGCUGGCAUUGAUGGACACUGACAGGUGGCACUGCUGGGGCUACACUGAUCAUCAGGGCACACUGAUGAUCAGUGCCCUGAUGAUCACUGUCAGAGUGACAGCUCAUGAGGAGAGAAAUGCCGAUAACCGGCAUUUCACUAUUUACAUGAGAUCA
Messenger RNA from Staurois parvus, 327 nucleotides. NCBI's taxonomy places the organism in Eukaryota, Metazoa, Chordata, Amphibia, Anura, Ranidae. The record is from the annotation of a GenBank genome assembly.